Molecule: messenger RNA, 2628 nt
Organism: Myodes glareolus (Bank vole)
Lineage: Eukaryota; Metazoa; Chordata; Mammalia; Rodentia; Cricetidae
Gene: Sts
Product: steroid sulfatase
Molecular function (GO): arylsulfatase activity
Source: RefSeq, a predicted model, not a curated record
GCUUGUCCCGCCCCCUCGGCGGUGACUGACACCUGCGGGCGCGCAGGGGGGGCGGGGCCAAAACAAACAAACACAGCUGGGGCCACCGGGGUUGCGCAUUCGGUCAACGAACUCGUACAUUACCCGCGCGGCCCCGGGCGGCAGAAGCGGCGGCCAGAGGAUAAGGGCUCCUGAGGUAGCGGGACGAUCCCGCAGCGCGCGCGGUCUGGGAGUCGAGCGACGAACGCGCGGGCUCCUACACGAGCGGCAAAGCCCCGACCACGACACCCCAAAGAGUCCAUCAACAAACGUGCGGGCUCCUACACUGGCAACAAAGCCCCCGCCGCGGCGCGCCCAGCUCCAGACAGACAAACGGCGAACACGACGAUGUCGCCGCCCCCGGCCCUCGCGCUCCUCCUCCUGCUGCAGCUGCUCAGUGUGUGCAGCGCACGCGAACCUGAGAGGCCAAACUUUGUCCUCAUCAUGGCCGACGACCUCGGCAUUGGGGACCUCGGCUGCUACGGGAACCGCACGCUCAGGACUCCCAAUGUCGACCGAAUGGCCCGCGAGGGCGUGAAGCUGACCCAGCACCUGGCGGCCUCGCCCCUGUGCACGCCCAGCAGGGCGGCCUUCCUCACGGGGCGCUACUCGGUGCGCUCAGGCAUGGCGUCGCACAACCGCUUCGGCGUGUUCCUGUUCACGGCAUCGUCAGGCGGGCUUCCCCCCAGCGAGGUCACCUUUGCACAGCGGCUGCAGGAGCACGGAUACCACACGGGGCUGGUCGGGAAGUGGCACCUGGGUCUGAGCUGCCACCGCCGGGACGACUUCUGCCACCACCCUCAGCGGCACGGGUUCGAGUCCUUCCACGGCUUCCCGUUGACGAACCUGCGCGACUGUCGCCCCGGCGCGGGCUCCGUGUUCGACUCCGCAGAGCGGGUGGUGCGUGUGCCCGUGCAGGCACUGCUCCUAUGUGCACUCACGCUCGCGCUGCUGCGGCGCCUGGGGCUGGGGCGGGUUCCCAUGGCGCUGGUGGUGACGCCUGUGCUGCUCGCGGUUGCUGUGACCGCUGGCUUCUUCGCCUUCCUGCACUUCUUCCGCCCCGCGAACUGCGUCCUCAUGGCCGGGUUCGAGCUGGCGCAGCGGCCGGCUGAGUAUGAGGGACUCACACAGCGACUCACGCGGGAGGCCGUGAGCUUCCUGGAGAGGCACGCACAUGCGCCCUUCCUGCUCUUCCUCUCCUUCCUCCACGUCCACACUGCCCACUUCGCGGCCCCAAAAUUCUCCGGCCGCAGCCACCAUGGGGCCUAUGGGGAUGCAGUCGAGGAGCUGGAUUGGAGCGUGGGUCAGGUCCUGGACGCGCUCGACCGCCUGGGCCUGGCGGAAAACACAUUCGUCUACUUCACGUCUGACCACGGCGCCCACGUGGAGGAAGUGAGCAGUGCGGGCGAGAUGCACGGUGGCAGCAACGGGAUCUAUAAAGGUGGCAAGGCCAACAACUGGGAGGGUGGCAUCCGUGUCCCCGGUGUCGUCCGCUUCCCGCGGGAGCUCGACCAUGGCCUGGAGCUAGCGGAGCCCACGAGCCACAUGGACAUCUUCCCCACGGUGCUGGCACUGGCGGGGGCGGAGCUUCCCACCGACAGGAUCAUCGAUGGCCAGGACCUGAUGCCGCUCCUGCGGGGGACGCGCCUGCGGUCGGAGCACGAGUUCCUCUUCCACUACUGCAAUGCCUACCUCAACGCUGUGCGCUGGUGGCCACGGGAUGGCUCUGCCCUCUGGAAAGUCUUCUACUUCACACCCAACUUUGACCCGGGUGCCAAUGGCUGCUUCUCCUCGCACGUGUGCUUCUGCUUCGGCAGACACGUGACGCGCCAUGACCCCCCACUGCUUUUUGACCUCUCCCGCGACCCCGGUGAGCGCCACCCCCUGACCCCAGAAUCCGAGCCACGAUACCAUGCUGUCCUGGCGGCCGUGGAAGAGGCAGUAGCUGCACAUACACACACGCUCGAUCCUGCGGUGCCCCAGCAGCUGUCACUCAGCAACCUGGUCUGGAAGCCUUGGCUGCAGCUGUGAUGUCAUGUGACACACGUGUCACUCCUGUGCGACCCCAGCACACCCCGCUUCCCAGUCACGUGACAAUCACGGAUCGCCCCCCACCACACACAUGUGAACAAAUGAAGGACACGGGUCUCGCAUACCCGUCACACAUGAAGGACUCGCCGCUGAGCAUGAAGACACAUGCUUGUGAAAACCCCACCCAUGUGAACCCCGCCAUGCAGCUCAUGACACACACGUGUGCGACAGCCCUGGCUCAGGUCUGAAGUCUGACACACGCAUGUGAGCCCCACAUGCACACCAUGGCCAGUUCCAAUCAGUCUUUCGAUGAACACAGAGUGAAACCCAGCGCUGCCAGACACACACUAAAUCCGCACUUUGUGAUUAUUUCAUUUUAAUUUAUUUUCCAUUUUCUUUAUUGAUUUUGGUUUUUUUAGUUUUUAUUUUCCUCUUAUUUUGACCCUGCAUGGAUCCGGAAGAAAUGAAUCUGCGUGGCCACGAUAAUGAAAAUUUAAUAUAUAUGAUACACGCCCACACGAUCAUAUUUAAUUUUCCCCCGCACAACACAGAAAUAAAGCAGUAUUGGCGAUGAGAGCA